Drosophila willistoni is the source of this 604-nucleotide messenger RNA. RefSeq names its product probable insulin-like peptide 3 (gene Ilp3). The transcript is spliced from 2 exons. Gene Ontology annotation, cellular component: extracellular region. The record is from RefSeq and is a predicted model, not a curated record. NCBI's taxonomy places the organism in Eukaryota, Metazoa, Arthropoda, Insecta, Diptera, Drosophilidae. Bases 102 to 521 code for a protein of 139 amino acids. Gene Ontology annotation, molecular function: hormone activity.
CGUGCCGUGCCAGAGCAGUUGUGGUUUGAUAAUUUUCGAGUGGACACGAUUGCAAGGAGCAAUAGAAUAGCAGAGCAUAACAGCACAGAAUAUACCGAGUCAUGCAGUUGGAGCACUUGAAAGUCAUCAGUAGUCAGCUCUCCGGACUGAUACUGUUGCUUCUGGUGAUCGAUGUGAAUAGCGUAUUGCGCCUGUGCGGCGACGAAUUACCCACAACACUUGAAAGCAUUUGUCACAUGGGUCAAUUUAAGGGAUUCAAUUCGAAAUUGAAGCGUGCCAUGGAUGAAGAGAAUGGCUUUGAUGUGGAAACUAAUGCUCUUGCUGUCUACGAUGAUGCAUCACCAUCACAGAGAGAUCUUCAGCUAGACAUUGAAGACCAUUCCAUGUUGCACAGAAUGUUUGGUUUGAGUGAGAGUGGGCAACGAUUGGUAAGUACCAGACGACGACGAUUUGGCAUCUACGAUGAGUGUUGUCUCAAGGCGUGUACCUAUGGAGAAUUGAUAAGCUAUUGUCGCAUUUAAGCAAAAAACAAUAAACAAAAAAAAAAAAAAAACUAAGAACAAAUGCAUUAAUUAACCUUUAAUAAUUCAAUACCCCAAUUCAA